UGGGUCCCCGGCUCCGAACCUCUCACCGUGUCUCGGUCCCAUGUCCGUGUUUACAAGCGAAGCGUGACGUUCGCGGACUCGCACGAUCACGUCCCGACGCGCAUAUAAAAGCUGAAUUUCCUCUGAAAAUGUCCCUGAUGAUGUCCCUGAAAGUUUUCCUCAGCGAGAGGCUGGCGGCGGCGGCGGACGAGAUAUUCGGAGCCGUGGAAAAAACAAUAUUCGAGUACAAAGAGGAGAUUUCUCGGUCUAAAGAUCUGGAGAUCAGUCGACUGAGGAUGCAGCUGAAGCUUCUCAAGUCAGAGCCUGAGGUGGACAGAUGUCUCUCAGCCCAGCAGCACAACCCUCACCACCAUCCUCCAACUCCUCCUCCUCCUCCUGAGCAGCACCAUCAGUCAUCCCCUGCAGACGAGGCCCCUGAGGCCCAGCCCUGCGGGGAGGAUGAGGGCCGCAGCCCGGAGCAUGUGCACCCAGAGCCCUCGCAGGUGAAGAAGGAGCAGCACAGGAGCCACAGAGAUUUCUGGAUAACCCACGACGAAGAGCAGCUGGACGGCCUGGAGACAGACAUUAAAGAUUUCAUCUCGUCCCCCGCCAGCCUCAAAGCCGGCCUGCAGGACCACGCCUUACCCUUCCACCCCUACCAUCACCUCCACCUCCACCACCACCUCCACAACAAUGGCAGCGGUGACGAGAGCAAAGAUAAACCCUACUGCUGCUCUGUGUGUGAGAAACGCUUCAGCAACUGCUCCCACCUGGCAGCUCACAUCAGGACCCACACAGGCGAGAGGCCGUACAGAUGUGAAAUAUGCAGGAAGACCUUUAUCACGACGAGCGCCCUGAACAGACACCAGACCAUCCACACCGAGGGGAAACAGUUCGUGUGUAACUUCUGCGGUAAAUCCUUCAAAUGGAUGGAGUCUCUGGGCAGACACACGAGGAGCGUCCACAAGAGGGAUAAUGUGCCUGUAUGACACUGUGAGGCUGGACAAAGAAACCACACUUGUCCAACAGAUUAGAUACGCUGUUACUGUACAUCACUCAUUCACCAUUUAAUUCUAAAACUCCCAAUAGAUGCAAAGAAAGAAUGAAAUGUCUGUUUUCUAUGUUAGGUUGUGAAUUAUGUUGUUAAAUGUGCAUGGACCUUACGAAGCCUUGAGCUUGUAACUAUUAAAUUAUAUGUGAAUAAAUUGAGUGUACUCUCUUAUAUGAUGUCUUUUCAAAUAAUGGUCAAUUUAUAAUAAAUAAAGUAUUGCUACUUUA
Molecule: messenger RNA, 1257 nt
Organism: Paralichthys olivaceus (Japanese flounder)
Lineage: Eukaryota; Metazoa; Chordata; Actinopteri; Pleuronectiformes; Paralichthyidae
Product: adult enhancer factor 1-like
Biological process (GO): regulation of transcription by RNA polymerase II
Molecular function (GO): DNA-binding transcription factor activity; RNA polymerase II cis-regulatory region sequence-specific DNA binding
Source: RefSeq, a predicted model, not a curated record